CAGAUGAGCCUGCCAGGGAGCGUGCCGGAGUCGAGCCCCGGCAUUCGGGGCCCACAUCCCAGUCAGACUGAGACCCCCUUCCCUCCCUCCUCAGGCAGGUCGUCUCCUGCCCCCCAGCCGGUUCCUUUGCAUCCGCCGCGACCACCUCCCAGGUGCAGCGCCAUGGUCUCCAGAGUCCUUCAGUUAGAUAUUCCAAUAGACUCUGAGGUCUCUCCUAGGAGAACUAUACCAGCGAGUGUAAGUAGCCCUCUCAUGAAUGGGGAAAAGAGUGUAUUUCGGGAACAGAAUGCAGGGUUCACUGCACUUGCAAGCCCUGUGAGGAGAGAAAUCGGCAACAGAUCUUUGACGAGGUCCUUCUGUGUUGAUGACAAUGACUUGGAAGAUGGUAAGGUCUCAAAAGACAGAGAUUGGCUUUCGCAGUUCCUCAGGCUCCCGAAGAUACAGAAUCAGGCUCUUCUAUCUGGUCUGGCUUACUGCAUAGCAUCAUGCAGCAUGAUUUUAGUUAAUAAAUUUGUUCUGUCUGGCUACGGUUUCAAUGCUCCAAUAUUUUUGAUGCUAUACCAGAACAUUGUAUCGGUGACCAUAGUUUCCACACUUUCUCUGUCUGGUGCUGUCCCAACUGAACCAUUAACAUGGAAACUAAUCAAAGUUUGGUUGCCUGUGAAUAUCAUUUUUGUUGGAAUGCUGAUCACAAGCAUGUUUAGGAUAGAUGGAUAUGAAUGCAUGCUGUGUUUUCUCACCAUCCAUUCUCAGAAGUACAGAACUCAUAGUCUUGUAUUAAACUUAUUUUCCUCACUUGGUGCUAAGCAAACCACCAAGUCUGGGAAUUUGAAUGAGUUUUCAAUGGUGUUACUGAAUAACAUUCUUUCGCUGCCAUUGGGAAUUAUCCUUGUGCUUGGUUUUAAUGAACUGGAGUACCUUUUGGAGACACCUCUCCUGAGGAUGCCUCAGUUUUGGCUGGUCAUCACGGCCAGUGGAGUUUUGGGGCUUGCAAUCAGCUUUACUUCGAUGUGGUUUCUUCAUCAAACAAGUGCGACAACAUAUAGCCUUGUGGACUCCCUAAAUAAGAUUCCUCUUUCUAUUGCCGGAAUGGUUCUCUUCAAAGUCCGUACAAGCAUGGAGAAUUCUUUGAGCAUUCUAUUUGGUUUAUUAGCAGGAGUAUUUUUCGCCAGGGCCAAAUUGCGAGAUAACUCGCCGUCCUAGUUUUUGGGCUGGUUUUUUCAGUUUGUAGAAGGCAAGAUUUCGGCAAUCAUCAAAACAGAACGCUCCCUCGAACUACUUCUCUGGGAAAUUUGUGCAGAUGCAAGGAUUCUUUCCCAGCUGACAAGGCAAGAGGCAACAUGCUAGUCACUCACUUGGCCUGGGACUCCAGCUCUUUUUUCCAUGCUGACCUGGAUCACCAGUUGUUGCUCUUGUGGUGGUAUACGUCUUCAUUCUUGAGUGUACGAUACAAAACGGAUGCUACUGUAAUCCCAGGCAGUUUGGGAUAAAAGGCUUGUUGAGUCGAUGUAUUGUAGUUUGUAAAAUCACGGUGCAGCAAAGUUGUUUGUUGUGUUGAUUCUU
Phragmites australis (common reed) is the source of this 1563-nucleotide messenger RNA. Its product is annotated as GDP-mannose transporter GONST1-like. The transcript has 9 exons. Lineage: Eukaryota; Viridiplantae; Streptophyta; Magnoliopsida; Poales; Poaceae. Bases 4 to 1203 code for a protein of 399 amino acids. The record is from RefSeq and is a predicted model, not a curated record.